Molecule: messenger RNA, 1425 nt
Organism: Aspergillus chevalieri
Lineage: Eukaryota; Fungi; Ascomycota; Eurotiomycetes; Eurotiales; Aspergillaceae
Product: putative MFS multidrug transporter
Exons: 6
Coding region: 1-1425 (474 amino acids)
Biological process (GO): transmembrane transport
Molecular function (GO): transmembrane transporter activity
Source: RefSeq, a predicted model, not a curated record
AUGACAUCCGCUUCGUUGUCGCAAGGACCGGCCUGGGGGCAGCGAUGGCGCUCCUCCACGGCCUUUAUCGUCGCUACUAUGGCCAUGGCUCUUUUUACCGAUUCCUUCCUUUAUACCUUCGUCGUCCCGAUCCUGCCUUAUAUGAUCGAAACCCGCAUCGGCUUGGACCCUGAAUACACUCAGCGCGUGAGUUUUGCGCUGCUGUCCCAGAGCGCUUUUGUUUCCGUCAUCGCCAGCCCCAUUAUCGGCCAUUACGCGGAUAAAUCAAGCACCAAGCGAGUAUGGCUGUUGUCCUCGUUGGUCGUCUGCUUGGUUGGGACUUUCGCUUUGGCCGUUGCAACGUCUGCGGUGGUCGUCUUCAUCGGUCGGUUGGUUCAGGCGCUGGCUAGCUCCGUUAUGUGGGUGAUAGGAUUCUCGACGAUCGCGGAUUUUGUCAAGCAGGAGCAUCUGGGCAAAGUUUACGGUAUUAUUUCUGUCGCGGUAGCGGUGGGCACAUCGGUCGGUCCAAUGCUGUCUGGUAUCCUUUUUGACUUUGGAGGAUACUGGGUUGCUUGGUCGAGCGCGUUUAUCGUUAUCGUGCUGGACAUCCUCCUCCGAUUGUUGAUGCUGGAGCGACCUAAAGACAAGGGCAAGAAACCUGCAACCACAGAUGUGGAUCACCUUCCGGACCCCGAAAAUGCGCCUCUUCUCCAACCGCAACCGCCUGAGGUGAUACCCAUUCAGCUCAGGAUGCGCGAAAGAACUGGCCUGCGGUUUUAUAUUACCCUUUUCCAGCAUCGCAAAUUCGUUGCCGGGGCAGUCAGCUACCUCGUUUUCGCGAUUCUGACCGCCAGCUUCGACACUACACUCCCUCUCCACGUUCGUGAUGUAUUUGGCUGGGGCAGUACGCAAACCGGGUUGCUUUUCGUGGCCCUCCAGAGUCCGGGUAUUCCCCUGAGUCCGAUAGUGGGCUGGAUCAAAGACCGUCUGGGAACGCGUCACCCAAUCACGGUUGGCUUUUUGGUGCUAGCACCUUUGACUUGGCUGCUUGGUGUUCCGGGUGAUGAGCGAUUUCCCUGGGCUAACGAAGGUGACCGAGGACAUAUUAUUUAUUCAGUCACCGUGGCUUUGAUUGGUGUAACGAUCUGUGCUCUGAAUGGAGCGGGGACCAUGGAAGCUACCAUGGCCGUCGACGAAAUCGAAUCGAAACAACCCGGUAUAUUCGGUCCCAAUGGCGGAUACUCGCGUGCCUUGUCGAUUUCUAGUAUGGGCUGGACGCUCGGAUCGUUCAUUGGGCCUCUACUAUCUGGAGUUUUGGUGGAAGAGGGUGGCUAUUACGCGAUGUGCUGCGUUCUCGCGCUUAUCUGCUUGGCAUCAUCGAUCAACGCCUAUGUGAAUCUGAGUGCUACCUGGGAUCCUGGUGAUGAAGUGCAAGAACAGUCCUAA